AUGAAGAAGGGGUUUUACUCCUGUUGUUUUGCUUCCAAGGCACGGUUGUAUCUUGUUUAUUGCUUUGCUGUGUGUUCUUGCUGUAAAGAUGUAAAGUUGGACACCGUUAUGAUGCCAAACGCGUCCUCAGGAUCCUGGAGGGAAGGUAGAGACAACCCACUUCCACAGCUCAAUGCUGCGAUGCAGUGUUGUGGAUGUGGAGAGAAAAGUUGUCCACGGUGUCGGAGGCAGAAUACUUUAGAUAUGCCAGAGUUUGUAGUUUAAAAAAAGGAUGUUUACCACACUGGGAUGUUGUGCGUAAAAGACGCACAAACACGGAACUCCAGAGCGGAAUUAUGGAUCAUUUAUCCAAACAAAAUGUGUUUGUAGCAGUCUACAACUAACUUCACCUUUGUGAAGACUGAUGGAAGUUGACAACUGCGUCGAAAACCAACUACAUUCAUGUCCGAGGGAUUGUGUGAAACCGAUGAGUUUAGUCAUGGAUGAUCAUGGAGCCCAGCCCCAUCCACGCAGCUCUGGUCUGAGGGUGUCGACCAAAAGCAAAGCACCAACCCCGCCAGGACUGAAACAGUUGGACUCCCCCGGUUUCUCUCAGUGGUACCCAGGAACCCUUCAUUUAACCAUGGACCAGAAGGAGAACCUCAUUGAUAAAGACCUCUCUCUGGUCGUGGUUCUGCCUGGCGGAGUAGAAGAAAUGACCACAGUCCAUGGAAGCAAACCCCUAAUGGAUCUGUUAGUGACGCUUUGUGCAAAGUAUCACCUGAACCCAUCGAGCCACACCUUAGAGCUGGUCACCGCCAAGAAGAACAAAACCAAGCUCAAGCCCAACGCCCUCAUAGGAACUUUGGAUGCAGAGAAGAUCAUACUUAAACCUAAAGGGGAGGAUAAAAACAAGAAGACAGGUCCUCAGAUGCCUGAGGCAACUGUUCGGAUGGUGAUAAACUACAGGAAGACCCAGAAGACUAUUCUACGAGUCAGUCCUCGAGUUCCCCUGGCUGAUCACCUACCAGCCAUCUGUGAGAAAUGUGAAUUUGACGUGGAGACGACGGUUCUGUUGAGAGGUGUCCACUCACUGGCCCCUUUGGACCUGUCCUGCUCUCUUAAUGAUUAUGCAAUAAAGGAGGUUUAUGCAAGAGACACUAAAGGACCUGCUUCUCCUUCUCCUGUGUGUCCAGCCUCACCAACGCAUGCAGGAACAGUCAUGCCGGGCAAAGAUAAAAAUCAGAAAGAGAAAGAAAACAAAGGCCUCUUCAGCAAGUUUCGGAAAAGCAAGAAAAAAUCUGACCAGGCAACGACAGCCAGUGCCCCAGCUUCUCCUGUGCUUGUGAGCAAGCCUCGACCUCUCAGCAUGGCCCUACCUAGCUCCAACUCGUCUCCGCUCGGCUCCCCUACGCUACCUGGCGUCGUGCCAAAGAAGAGACGCGCGCCCCAGCCCCCAAUCGUCAUGUCUCAGUUUUUCCCCUCGGACCUCAGCACCCGCAGGAGACUCCACUCUGCACCCUCACUGGACAGCGACCAGAUGGCUGGUUUUAGUCGUGGGUCCUCAGCAGAGUCUUCACUGAAGAGAACCAAACGCAAAGCUCCUCCACCGCCCACAUCCCCUACUGCUGGUGUCCAAGAAACAGCUCCUCUGGAUGAAAAGUUGCAAGGGGGUGCAGCAGCUGCUAACGCACUGGAGGAGAUCAUGGAGCAAGAGGAGAGCACUGCCUCUGUAAAGUCUGCAACUGCUAGUGACGUCCACGGAGAGGUCGACAGCCUCAACAUGUCUGCUGAUGCUUCGUUGCAUUCCCCGUCCCCAGAGACCGAGAUACUGACCACGAUGUCCACAGAGGGAAAUGGGGAAGAUCAGUCUCGUGAUCUGUCCUCAGAUGGCAAUCGACUGCAGAGCGCGGCGGAUGACUCUGCAACUCUGGGUGAUGCGAGGACAGCUGAUGGCACUGAGACGUCUGAACUAGCUGAUAAUAAUAGUGGUCCAGUUGAAGAGUCUACACCUCAAAGUGUUGACGUUGAUUGCAGUACUGUACCCAGCAGCCUCCCUCCGCCCGUGAUGCAGGAUGCAGAAGCACAGGCCUCCGUUCAGGCAGAAACCCUCGGGGAGCAGACUGACAGGUUGGAGAGCCCAGCGGCCACCAGCACAUCAUGCCCCGCUGGAGAGGAAGUGCAAACAGAUUUGACACCGCUACCUGUGCCUCCACAACAACACAUGGACAAAGUCCCUUCCUCGGCUGCCUUUGAAUCAGCGGGGAAGAACGAUCUGGCCGCUGCUACGGAGGAACACGCCUUAUCCCACGCCUCGGAGACCUCAUCGUGCCAAGACUCCACACCAAGUGCUCCUGCCGCAACAAAGGCGCCGUCUAUUUAUGCCACAAACUCUGAGCCAAAGCCCAAGCCUUCCAACGAGCUUACGAGGGACUACAUCCCUAAGGUGGGGAUGACGACGUAUACCAUCGUGCCUCAGAAAUCUCUGGAGAAACUGAGAUAUUUUGAAGUUGCACUGACAUUGGAGGUGCCUCCUGCAGCUCCAGAAGACGGACUGAAUAUCGGGUCUCUUCAGUUGGAGGAGAGCACGGCGCCGGGGGGACAGACGGAGGUCUCAAAGGAAACAAGUGAGCUGCACUCUACUAUACCCAGGGAAGACUUACUGACUAGCACUACUACUACUACUACUACCACCCAAGACACUGUUAAUGGAAGUAUACCUGAAUCCAUUCAUCCCUCGUCACCGACAAGUCUACCUAAAGCAGAUGACAAGAUCUCACCCUCGGCUAAUGGGGCAUCUCAAGCGGGUUCGCCAGCAGAGGUCAAGGAGAUGAAAAUUCCACCCGCAACUAAACCUAAGCCUGGUUCUUUCCGCUUGGCACAGCACAAAAAAACACCUGGGUAUUAUGUAACCUCGGCAGCAGAAAAGACUCUCAUUGCCAAGGAAGGAAGUGCAGAGCGAGCAAACUUACCGCCCCCUCCUCUUCCGCCUCCCGUGCAGAGUCAAGAGGAGACGCCAGGGGCCGCUAAUGUGGAGCUGAGCCCUAAGGCGGCUGACAAGAACAUAGCCUUCAUGCGAAUGACGAGGCAGAGUAGUUUGCCAUGUAGAGAGCCGGUCGUAGGGUUGAGUUUGGAGAAGUUGAGGAGCUUUGCAGCCCCGAGGCCCUACGCUCCUGUAUCCCCGUCCCGCUUCGCCCAGGCAGUGUCUUCUGCUGUGAAAAGGAGCAACUCCUUAUCCCACGGGCCAAAGAUGCCUCGCUCGCCUGUUUCACCGCCCUUCUUCCCGAUCGCAAGUCGCUCAUCAGUCAUAGAGUCAUCUGAGCUCAACAAGGAUGGUGACAAUAGAGAGGUGGAUGAUGACAAAGGAUCUACUUUGCAGGGAGUCGAGGGUGAACCGCCUUCUUUGAGUGGGAUUGUUCAAAUGGAAGGAGAGAGCAGUCCAUAGCAGUGCCUUAAUUCUUCUGACAAUAUAUCAUCUACUGAGGAGCUUAUCCUGUCUACUUUGAGUUCUCCAGGACCCUUUAUCCCACGACACACAGAAGCAGGAACUGUCUUGUAUUUUACCUCUUUUGGUAGUCUCCAACAGUGUACAUGAUGUAUUUUGAUAAUUAAUAAUUGCUGUAUUUUGGUUUUAUUUUCUCACAUGUCAUUAAGUAAUAUCCCAGUGGCGCUGACCUGCAUAUUUUAAUGCUUCUCUGUUAUUUUGUGUGACGACUAUCUUGCAUUUAAUGCAUUACUGUUGUGAGUGAACAAGGACGUUAAUGAGAACAAUUCUAUAAAUUAUUAGAAAAUGUAUUAUCUUAAUAAUACUGGAUGUGUAGGACAGACCAGGUCUGACCUAUGGUACUUAAAUGCUCCUUAGAUUAUACAUCAAAUCUAUAUUUAAGUAUUACAGAGUUUUGAUUAAGCUAUUAUAUGCAGAAAUACACUGAUGUGCACAGCACACAUGUUGUUCUUGUAAAGCAGUGUUGUUACGAAUAAAGCUUUUAUCAUUCCA
Molecule: messenger RNA, 3976 nt
Organism: Sebastes umbrosus (honeycomb rockfish)
Lineage: Eukaryota; Metazoa; Chordata; Actinopteri; Perciformes; Sebastidae
Gene: cobll1b
Product: cordon-bleu WH2 repeat protein-like 1b
Exons: 14
Coding region: 404-3424 (1006 amino acids)
Molecular function (GO): actin monomer binding
Source: RefSeq, a predicted model, not a curated record